UUUGGUGGCACAUUCGUUCGAUGGCAACGGUUUGGAUAACAGGCGCGCGCUUUGUUUUAUUAUCCACAUUAUCAGCGGCAUUAUUGUUAUUAUUGGCCCUCAGCGCUUUACCGCUCGCCCACGCGUCCGCUCGUGAAUGCCGCGCGGAAAAGUCGCUUUCCACUUGAAGAUUGGCGCACCGAUUUCGAUUCGAGGGAAAUCCGUCAGCGAAAAUCGCGCCCGUUCGUUCGGUCAGCACUAAAGCUAAAGCUAAUAACCGUUCAAAUCGUUAAAACCAUAAAAAUAAUAAUAAUAAUUGCAAUAACAAUAAACAUAGUAAUAAUCGUAACGCUUACGAGCCUUUGAUAGUGCCAAGGCAAGCGCAAAACAAGUAUUCAAAUUCGAAUUCAAUUAACAGCAAAGUGCAAUUGGCUAAAAACACCGAAACCAAAACGCAACAAAGUAUACGAAACACUUGUGAAACUAUAAACAGUAGUGAGAAAAUAUUUUAAAAUAUUUAUUGGAGUUAUUGUUCAACAAACAUUAGUGCUUAAACUAAAUAAAGGUCCGAAGUGGAAAGUGCAAUAAAAAAAAAUAACUUUUUAAAAAAAUAUUUACUAAAUAAAAAUUUAAAAUUGUAUAAAUAUUUUAUAAAUAUUUAAGAAGAACAACAACAAGUUCAUUUAACUAAAAGAAAAUCUUGAAGUUUGUUCGUAGAGGAAACUAUUCAAAAUCUACAAAGAUAUUAAAAAAUAAAAGAAGACAGAUUUAAUUAAAAUUAAAACCAAAAAUUAAAAAAUUUUAAAUUGAUUAAAGACAUUGUGAAAUAUACAAAUCGUAUUUAAAACUGAUAAUUAUUUACAACCAAAUGACCAUCAGAGACAGCUGCAAAAAAAAUAUUUAAAAAUCCGCCAAAAAUUAUAGAGCUCAAGGAAAAAAUCCUCAAGUGAAACAAGUCAAGACCCAAAGGAUUUGAAGCCCGUCUCGGACGGAGCACCGCCAAGAUUCUCACCGCCAGCAGCGCAAUGAACUCGUACUUUGAGCAGGCCUCCGGCUUCUAUGGCCAUCCGCACCAGGCCACCGGAAUGGCGAUGGGCAGCGGCGGCCACCACGAUCAGACGGCCAGUGCGGCGGCGGCGGCCUACAGGGGAUUCCCCCUCUCGCUCGGGAUGAGUCCCUAUGCCAACCACCAUCUGCAGCGCACCACCCAGGACUCGCCAUACGAUGCCAGCAUCACGGCCGCCUGCAAUAAGAUCUACGGCGAUGGGGCCGGCGCCUACAAACAGGACUGCCUGAACAUCAAGGCGGAUGCGGUGAACGGCUACAAGGACAUCUGGAACACGGGCGGCUCGAAUGGCGGCGGUGGUGGUGGAGGCGGGGGCGGUGGAGGAGGCGGCGGCGGUGGUGCUGGGGCCGCGGGAAACGCCAACGGCGGCAAUGCGGCCAAUGCAAAUGGACAGAACAAUCCGGCGGGCGGCAUGCCCGUUCGUCCCUCCGCCUGCACUCCAGAUUCCCGAGUGGGUGGCUAUCUGGACACCUCGGGCGGCAGUCCCGUUAGCCAUCGCGGCGGCAGUGCCGGCGGCAAUGUGAGCGUCAGUGGCGGCAACGGCAACGGCGGGGGCGUUCAGAGCGGCGUGGGCGUGGCCGGAGCGGGCACCGCCUGGAAUGCCAAUUGCACAAUUUCGGGCGCCGCCGCUGCCCAAACGGCGGCCGCCAGCAGUUUACACCAGGCCAGCAAUCACACAUUCUACCCCUGGAUGGCUAUCGCAGGUGAGUGUCCUGAAGAUCCGACCAAAAGUAAGAUAAGAUCUGAUUUAACACAAUACGGCGGCAUAUCAACAGACAUGGGUAAGAGAUACUCAGAAUCUCUUGCGGGCUCACUUCUACCAGACUGGCUAGGUAAGUGUCAAACAUUUAUUAUACCCAAAAUUCCCUAAAAGCAUUGACAAAGUGAGUAAAUAAAUACAAUAAUAAAACGAACGUAUUCAACAGUUAAAGUAGCAACUGAAGAAAAACAAUUUUCCGGAUUAGCAAAAGAUGUGUAACAAAAAUUGGAAAAAUUACUCAUGCGUGCUUGGCAAAGCCCAAAAGCAGAAAAACUUGCAAAUUUCAGGCGGUCCCAACCCCUCGAAAUCCUCGGGCGAACUCAACGCCCCCAUUUAAAUUUAUUUGCCCAAGUUUACUUUCCCAUAGCCCGAAAUCAAAUCCAAUCAAUAAGUAUCUUAAAUAAAUUCAUGGCGCCCACACACCCCAAACAUCCAUCCCUUCAGAUUUUUUUCUUUUUCCCGGCAGCCACUUAGCUACCUCAUUUUUUGUAAUGCUAAAUAAAUUUAUUUGCUAAUGUAGUUUCUCAGCUUCUUUUUUUCUCUCCUUCUCCGUUUCUCUGGAGAAGUGCAGUGGAGCAAAGAGGGCGGGAGAAACAAAAAAAGGAGCAAGAGCAAGCCAAACGGAAUGAAAAAGAAACGUUGGUACUUGUUAGUUUUAUCUGCAUAUCAUUGAGAUAAAUUUGGUGCCGAUCAACUGUCUGUCUCCGUCCCUUUUCCACUUCCCCUCCCGCUCUCCUGCCGUCCCUUUCCCUCGAACGGCGUCUGUCGGCUGCCGUGUGGCAGCAGCACAAAAAAAGUCUGCAGAAAAGCCGCUGAUUUGCAUACGAAAGUAAUUUGAUGUCUUGCGAGCAAAACACACUCACACACACACAUACACACACCGCAUCCGGAAAAACAGGGCGGUGGGUGGAAAAUAAGCCCUAGGACACGUCAUGAGUUACAUUUCCUAGUCAUCGAUAAGCGGAAAAAUCGGCGGACGGAAGCUGGGAAAGCAAAAGCGGUUUUACAAAUUAAUAUAAACCAACUUAGACAUUUUAGACUACGUAUUUUUUUGGCAAUUCUAAUUUGAUUUUAAAGCUGUAAAAUUAUUAUAAUGAAUAGAGGUGUCAUUUUAAAAAUUAUUUACAAUUGAUUUUCCUACAAAAUUAAUCUGCCAAAAAAGUACUUUCAAGUCAAACAUUUUUUCAUUAAUAAAUGUUUAUUAAUUUUUUCAAAACAAAAUUUCUUUUUAUAAGUAUGACAUGUUCUAAGAAAUAUUUCAACAAUUUCAAUGAUGAAUGAUUGUUUGAAUGAAUUUAUUAUUAUUUCAACAAAGUAUUGCCUAAAUAACACAGAGGAAAGCUUAAAAUAUUUUCGAAAAACUUCACAGAGCCUUAAUAACCUAAUCCCAUUAUUCACACUUAAGAAGAAAGAAAGCCGAGCAAUAAAUCUACCCGAAUCCAAUUUCCACGCAAUAUAACAAUUACUCAUUGACCAAACUGAGCCAGAAUCAUCACGGCAAGAUUGAUGUUUGUGUGCCGGCUGGAUUUAUGUUCGACAAUAUUUUCCUGGUAGCGCCGGGAUAGUUUUCCGGCAUUCCCUAAUUUGAUUUCUGGAGAAUUUUCAAUUAACCGAUUGUCAGCUUAGCCAACCCCCUUUGCCGACUCAUAUGGUGGUUCGCUCUGAGGUUCGGGGGGUGGCAACCAUUUUGCGAGGCCAUAAUAGUCGCGGCCAUUGUAAAAUGGCCGCCACAGAGGGAAAAUUUAAAUUGAAUUUCCCAAAAACUCCCACCAACCCGUGCGAAGCUCGUGCGCUCACAUAGUUUUAUAGUUGUUUGGUCAGUGCAUAUGUAGAUUUUCAGCUGACCUGACAAAAGGCAAUGUCAACCCAUCUUGCCCACGCCCCCUUAUCCACAAUGACCCACCACCCACUGAACAAUUUAUGAUCCUGCAAAAUUCCUGACACUUAAUUGUCUGCGUUUAAUGAAUGAAUAAAUGCCGGACCACAUUGUCACCCACUCGAUCCCCAUGGCACUGGUACACACAUAUAUUUAUCGCAGUCGCCCUGGCGGUGCCAUUAACUCUCGAUUAUUAUUAGUUUUGAUUCGAUUUUUCCACUUUUGAUUCGCAGUUUUUAAUUGAAUUUUAAUGAAUUUAAUGUGCCGUGCUCCCGAAUGCUUUUCGUAUUUAUGCCGCCCAUUUAAAUACACAUAAUGACCGGUCGGAGUUAAUCAAAGUGCGCUUGAUUAUUUUCGCUAAAUUAAAUUUUAAUCAUAUUUCGGUGGGAAUUUAUUUUGCACACUAGUUUAAUUAGUUUACACAGCUCUACAAAUUUUCGGAAGCUCGUUUUCUCUGCUCUUCUGCAUGAAAAAAAAAACCGAGAAAAAAAACCGACAAGGACGACAAACGUUUUAUUUUCGUUAUCUUUUUGCCGCAGGCAGCUGCAAAUGCCACGCAAAUUAAACAAGCUACCUUUUUUUUGGUCCUUUGGUUGGUCCUUUUUUGUUGUUGCCUUGCCUACUGAUUUUUUACCUUUUGCUGGGUGACAAAGUGGCUUCUCUCUCCCUUUUUUUUCCUUCAUUCCUGUUCUUUUUUGUGGGCUUGCCGGGGGGUUAAGGGGGUGGUGGAGAAGGGGAAGGCAUCCGGUUAUUAAACACCCACUUAUUACCUCUUUUUAUUUACAUAUUCAUGCCGAGCACUCCGCGCUCUGCCGGCCUUAAUUGGCAGCCUUCUUAUUUGGCCACGUAAAUUUCCCGGCUCGCAGUGCCACCAAUGCCACAACUCCUUGCAACCUGAGCUGAGCUGAGCGGAGUGGAGUGGCACUGCCCCUGACUCCUGCUAAUCGCAUCAUAAAUAUUCAGUGUGCCUCGGUUUGGUUUUUUGAUUCCAGUUUUCACACCCUCGGGCUUUUGGGGCGUUUAACGUGUUUUAUGUCUGGCCAAAGCGGCAAACGGCAGAAAUUGUUGCAUACUGCGCGGCGCACGCAUGUGAAAAAGGGUUUUUCGGGAUGCUGGACCCCCAGAACAUAAAUAAUUUCACUAAAUUACGCCACACGGAGCCGGAGGAUCGGUUCGGAGUGGCGUGGAGUGGAGUGGCAAGGCCUGUAAAUAAUUUUUCUCAACCAAAAGUUUGUUGAACUUCCCCGCGGCGGCUGCGGGUCCCGCUGCUCGGAAAUUAAUUGCUUAAUUAGUUACGGCCAAACACUUUGAAAUAUGGCCGACAUCGGUCGACUGUUCACGACUCUCAACUGCUCAUAAUUGCUCUAUUAAAUGGGCUCACUGUUAUGCUUCUUUUUUUUAUUCGGCGAUUUUUCGAAGGCUGGCCAGCCUGCACUAAUGGCCUUAAAGCCCAAGCCCAAUCCCAAUCCGAAGCCCUUUUGCCUUUGCGACUUUCGUUUGGGGGCUGAGUUAUUCGACGACUUUGCCAUUAGCCGGGCCAUAUAUUCUAUAUGGUUCCAUAGUCCAUGGCCGCUGCAACAAAAACAUGUUUUAUGUCGCCCCUAAUGACCCCGGAGUCUCCAGAUUCGAGCAGUGAGCUCCGAGCUGCGAGUUUGCGAGACUGGAGACACUUAAUCGCUUUGAAUUGCAAAAGCAAAUAAUGUGCAAAAAAGCAUAAGGAUAAAGGAUAAACCAAAGCGUCGCCAUUCCAAGUGUGUGUUGGUUGGUUGGUUGUGUGUGUGUGUGGAUGUCCUGGCGGAUCCUUGUGGCGUCUUUGUCGGCUCACCGCCCCCGAUUCCAAUCCCAAACCAGAAAGCAAAUCCAAAUCCCAAACCAAAGAGAACCACUGCGGCGACCACUGCAGAAUGACGCCAUUAUUUUGACAAAUUUUUUGGCAAUCCACGCUGUUGUUGUUGUUGUUGUUGGUGGGCCAACAUCGCUUGGCUUUUAGCUGCGACUGCUGUCAGCUUUUGUUGGUUUUUAAAUUGCAUGCAAUAAUUCAAUUUUAUAUUUCCGCAAAAAAAACUUUAUCAUUUUUAUUGGCGAGCGAAGUUUUUCUUCCUCAUCGCAUGGGUUAGCGUCGGGGGAGGUCAAGAAUUUGUUGGCAAAGACUUUGCAUGGAUUGUGCGGCCAAUAAAUUUAUUAAUAAAUAAAUAUUUGCACAGGCCAUAAGAGCUGCAAAUUUAAGGGUUCCUCAAUUUCAUAAAUAUCUUUCAUAUUUGUAGAUAAUAUAACCAUAAUUACAGAAAUUGGAUUGCUGCCAGAUAUUGCACUUUAUUAAAUAAAUUAUUCUUUUUUGUACCUUUACAUUUCUGCCUUCCUAAAUUUCAAAUUUUCAACUUGCUUACAUAUUUAAGUUUAGUAAACACGACUAUUGCUUAUUUCGAAUAUUUCUGGUCACAAAAAUUGUUUUGCCAUUCGAGUUUCGAACAAAUGAAAACAAUUUCAACUAUUCCGAGUUUAUGGCAAACUUUGCUCAAUGGAGCAAAAAUAUUCCGAGUCGCCGGUGGCGCCACAAAACUGUCCCCUUUGUUGGGCAUUGCUGGCUGCUGGGGAUGCUCCCUGUUUGGCUUUCGGCUUGUGGCAGGCAGAUAACAAAUAUUUGCAGGAAACCCCGAGACCCUUAAUUAGUGUAAAGAAGCCCCCCAACCUCUGAGCUCCACACUCCACUUUCCACUCAUAAAAUGCGAGCAAGGAAGCAAUUUAUCAAAGUUUUGUUGCUUAAUUGUCGUUUGUGCGGGUGUUUUGGUGUUUGGGCCAGUGAAAGUUUAGUGGGUGUUGGGCGGAAAAGCGGGGCGGAUGGGGGUUAAAACCCGAUGACUGUGGGCGUGCUCCGUUCAUUUGGCUCGCAAGUUGCCCAAGGACGAGUGUAAUUAUCCUGAUAAAUGUUCUGCAGAUCCCCACCAUCAACCAUCAUCAUUAUCGAUUUCUGCCCCGGAAUGGCCGUGUGCAGUUCUCGAGAUAUUUUCCACAUCAUAAAUAUAUAAGUACGCAAAGUGCGGCCCGCCGGUUGGUUGGCUGAGUAAACACACGGGUCCGGGCCAUCGCCCGUCACAUUUAUAACAAUUUAAAAUUGCUCGAAAAAAUGGCAAUAAAAUCCCACAGACAAACGAAAUUACGUGACCAAUGUGUUUUAUUACGAUUUUAUUGCGAAAAUGCCAAGAAGAAGUCAGGUUCGUGCGGCUGCAAAGUGGGUGGCUUGCGGGGAUUUCGCGGCGGCGGCAAAAAGAAGGGAAAACCGCAAAUAUGAGACUGCGUCUGGGUGGAGCGGCAGCAGAUUAUUUAUCUUUCGGCUGAAAUCGGCACAGAAGCGCAAGGAGGCAGCAAACGGGAGCAGGAAUCCAGUCGAAGGGGGUGGCACGUGAGUUUGCUCGACGGCCGAGGGUUGCUAGCAAAGUUUACCGCGAUUUAUCACGGCGCUACGCCGCAUCAGGUUAAUGCACAAUUUAUGAGGAAAAACACGGUCCAGCCAGGAAAAAACUAGAGUUUAAUUGGAUCCGCGCUCGGGAAAAUGUAACUCAGCUGCCUCAGCAGGUUUAUAAUAUCAAGUGACUAGGAAAAAUCCAUCCCUUCAUUUUCGGGGUGGACAAUCAAAGGGGUUGCACCGGAGGCAAAACCAUAAAUGGCCAAAUACUAACGCCCCUCGGUCUCAUAUUGGUCUAUUCAAAAUGUAUUUUGUUGUCGACAACAUUUUAUUAAGCAAUUUGCAUAAAUUUCAAAGGCCAUAUGCUGCACAAUCUCGUGAAAGGGGUAAUUAAUGUUGGGCAGCAAAAAAAACUGAGAUAACUGAGUUAGAAAAACAGAAUUAGCUUUCAAUUCCCGGGAGGCGAGAACUAAAGGUUAUUCGAAAUCCAAACCUUGAACUAUCAACCAACAAUUACCAGGCAACUUUUUCCUCGCCAAUCUUGAUGGCUUGAUCAAAUGGCUUUCAAUAUUUUUGAUUGGUGCGCUCCAUUUCCAGACUUUCGGACCAUCCAUCCAUCUAUUUUCCCCCCAUUUCCACCAUUUUCCAGCCAGCCCUUCACUGCAAUCCAUCUUGGGAUAAUAGUUAGUGCUCCCAUAUUGUCCGCAUAUUGAUUAAAGGUAGGGAGAAUAAAUUGUGGGUCUGUCGAACGGUCGAGCGGGCAGCGGGUGGUUAUGUAUAAAAUGUAAUUUUCAACAAAUUAUAGCAAUUUUUAUGCUUAUAGAAAAGCGCACUGAGCUCGCAAUUUGCUGCACUCGCUAACCCUAAAGGGUAAAGAGCGAUUACUUUUAUUAUUCCAACGGACCAUGGACGGUGGAUGGUUUUUCUUUUUUUGUUUUCUGGUUUUUUUUUUUUUGCAUAGCCAAAGGGGAUCGUCUGUGAGCACGGACAGAGGUCAAUUCCUUCAAAAUCGCCCACUGAUUGAUGGGUGCCUAGGCAAUAUAUAUGUUUCGUAAAUUGCACACAGAUUUAAUGCACUAUAAUGCAAACUGUAUUAUUACGAACGAGGAAUGUCCUAUCUGUUUUGCUUUUUCUCUGGCGGCUGGCUUCCUGGGAUAUCUGGUUUUUCUCCUUUUUUUCGCCAACACAGAGAACAGAACCGAACAGAACAGAGCAGAAUGGAACGGAGAGUCGUAAAUCCGCCGAAACUGUCCACAGUUCUUAACUCAUUUGGCUUGGCAAGGCGAUGAAAGAGCCAGGGCAUAACGCGCGACGUUUAUUGGCUGCGUCUGGCCAUUUAUUUCACUCCUAUGAUCGCUGGCGGAAGCCAUUAAAGCCGCCACCGAGAAGCCGGCUUGGCUUGGCUUGGCUUCUUAUUUUUCUACCUGCCCUCCGAAAAACCGGUUAGUGGUUGCUGCUACUUCUCCAACUGGCACUCCUGACCAUGGCCAUCCAUUUGGCUGGCAAUUCAUCAGCUGCAUCUUUUGGCGACCCAUUAGAGCGUCGCCUUCUGUCUUCUGCCUUCUGCCUUCUGUCCAAUCCACGUGGUUGAGUUACCCGUCGACGGGUUAAUCAUAUGCGCAAGUGCCAAAAGCCGAUCUCGGCCGGUUUGGCCAGUAUUGGCCAAGCAGUCUGCGUGUGGUCUCGGCCAUGUCUAUGAGGCAUCUGCCUCCGCCUUUUUGUACCCCCCGUUAGCCAUUCCCGAUCUGAGCGGGCCUAAGCACAGUCAUUAGUUUAAUUGCACUGUUUAUGGAGGAGCACUGGCGAGCAGGUUGUGGCUUCCACCGCCACUGCCACUGCCACUGCCUCAUCCCGUCAGACGCUCCGCUUAUUACCAUUUCGCAUGCCGCACGCCCAUUGCGAUAAUGUUGUUUGGGCCGUGUUGUUUUAAAUUAAAUUAAAUUUAACAUCGGUUAAUAGAAAAUGCAUGAGAAUCGUCGGUGGGCAAGGCCAAAGAAGUAGUGGUGAACUAAUGGAAAUUGAGGGCUGUACUGAAUGGGAAAAUUGAAGAAAGUUCUACAACAUUAACAUCGGAAUUCAAACUCAAUUAAGAAGCUAAAAAGAAAAGAAUUAACAAGAAAUGCUAUUUGGUAUUCCUCAAGCGCAGGAAAUCAACAAUUAGAAAAAUAUGGACGUGGAUAUUAUUGUAAUAAAUGUGUAGGGGUUAUUAUAAAAUGCCAGGACUCUCUUAAAAAAAUCCAAAGAAUUAAAUUACUUAGUCGUGAUAGAGUCGCUUCAAACUCUUAUAAUCUUUGAUAAAAAUCUAGAGAAAAUUCCAACAAUUAAUUUACUUACUCGUGAUAGAUUCGCUUUAAACUCCUAUAAUCUCCGAUAAAAAUCUAGAAAAAAUUGCAACAAUUAUUUUACUUAUCGUGAUAGAUUCGCUUUAAAGUAUUAUAAUCUCCGAUAAAAAUCAAGAGAAAAUUCCAACAAAUAGAGUAUAAUGUUUACAAUCAAUUUGAGCAUCUUAUCGCGACAAAAUCGACAAGUGCAGCUGCGACGAAUGCGAGCAGCAAAACAUUUAGAGGCAAAUAAUUUCCAAACAUACUUAAAAUCAAUUUACUUAAUAACCGGGCAAUUUGAGCGGUGGAAGGAAGGAAGGCAGGAAGGGGCUACAACCGAAACGCAUGUGUACCGGGCCAACUAAACAUGUUGCAUGCCGCACAAACUUCUGCCGCGUCCGCAGCGGCUGCUCAAUUCAUUUUGGCAUGCGAAUAAUAAUUUCCAGCCAAAGCAGAACAAUGGCCGCAAAGCGUUGCACUUGUAAAAAAAAGCACAACAGGAACAACAACAACAACAACAGCAACAGCAGCAACAACAGUGGGCCAAGUUAAUAAUAGUUGUUCCAACACAUACCAAAAAGCGAGCCUCCUAGCCGGCGGGUAAUCGUUUUACUCACCCGGCAAACUGGCAACGAGCAAUUUGAAAGCGCACAACAGCAACACGGCGAGCGGCAACACCAACAACACGAACAACAACAACAACAACAACUGCAACAGCAACAACAACAACCGGCCAAAACAAAUCAACAGCAACAGCAACCUGCUGACCAGUCGCAGCGGACUGUGUUUUUCAUCUGCACAGGGAACAAAAAAUACAACAAAAUAAGUCUUCAGUCAGAAAAAUAAAUAUUUUAUGAUAUCCUCAUAUUACAUUUUUUAAAAAAAGAAUAAUUCAUUUUUUAUAACGAUCUAUUAAUCAGAAAUUGGCUUCAAUUAAUACUUCUUGAAAUGAAAAAGUAUUACAAAUUGUAUAACAAAAAAGCAUAUGUUUUAAAAUUCAUCCUCUUGGGUUUUUGGAUUUCCUCGUUUAAAGAUUAAAAUCAUUCUUUCAAUUUAUAAAAAUAUUUAUCCAAUAUAAAUAUCGUUCUAGUUUCUUUCACUUUUUGUUAUGGAAGGUAACAACUAAAAGGCUCAUUGCUUAGAAAAAGAUCUUAGCAUCAGAUAAAAGUAGGUUUACUUGCAUAACUUUUGCAAAUUAUGAGCAUUUUAACAUUAUAAAAAAUCUCUGAUUGAUUUUAUAAUAAAGAUAGCUAUAUAAUAUUUAUUAAAAACAAUGUUUUGCAGUGUUCCCAUCAGCAUUGCGAUGGUCAUCGGGGCUCGUUCCUUUUUUCACGCGCCCAGGAGCGUGUCCCAUCCAUGUCCCUGUCCCUAAGCCUUUGCCUUUACUUCGCCUUGGCUCUUGUUCUUGUUUUGGCCAGGCCAAUGCCAGGGUCCGUGUUCGCAUGCGAAGGAAGCGAAAAUAUGCAAUGUCGGUCUGGUCUAAAUUGUCCGAGGUCCCGCCAAUCCCCCGAUUUCCAGACCAAGUGCAACUGCAAUCAACUUCGACUGCCUCUCGGCGUGCAUAAUUCGCUGUUGUAGUGGCUUGUUGCUUAAAUUGCAAAUUUAUAAUAAAUAGAAGUCUGUUCAUUUCGCUCCUUCGGCGUUCAAUCAUCUGGGCGGUGGAUUAGCCACUUAACCAUUUGGGUGGGUGAAGAACACGCAUUUCAUUUCAGUUAAAUGCCUUACCUUUCGGAAUUCGUUCCGGUUUUUAAGCACCUAAUCUGGUUUUCCAUUAAAUAGCGAGGCGCUUAGAAGGUGGAGUCUUUGGUAAAAAUAUUGUUAUUAAAUCAGGAACUCACUUGAAGCGACUUUAAAAUAAAUAUUACAUUUUGUAAAUUUAUUAUCCCUACCCUACCUUUUAUUUAAAUAUUUUCAAAUUACUUACCAUAAAUUAAAAGGCAAAUUUAUUAUUAAUUGAGUUUCAUUGAGGCACUUUAAAUUAUUGCUUACAUUUAUUUUCCUGCAAAUCUAUUUAAAUAUCUGACAGAUUAUCAACAUGGCCCAUAAAUUUCCCACAGUUCGUUAAAGCAUUUAUUAUCUUGAAAUCCCGAUCUGAAAAUAACAUUUCAUUUAAAGUCCAAUAAAUUGCUGUAUUUUUCACUCCUUUACCAUUAAAAUAAUGGAUUUUUCCCCGGGCAUCCAGCGCUCAACUAAUUAAAACUAAGCUCAAAUGGCCGCCUGGGCGUGCGAAUUGUUCCUACCAACUUAUUUGUCAAAUCCACUUGGCCAUGGUCAAGUUUUUGUUUCAGCCAGAUACCAGGAUAUACGAUAUAUACACACACAUAUGUGUGUAGUUGUGCACUCUAGUUAGUUUUUCUGCCGAAGCAUCCAGCAUUUUAGAGCAGAGUUUGUUUUGUGGCCAUUUUAUUGCAUAUAUUUUGUAUAAUACGAGGCCAACAACAACAGCAUAAAUGCCAAAAAAUAUAUACGUUUAUAUAUGUUGUAUGUUUGUAUGUUUGUUUGUCCGAGCUGACUGCAGAAAUUUGUGUGUGGAGAGAUAAAAGUGCCAGGGCAACUUGUCAUAAUAAAUUUUGCUGCUAGAGCUGCGCUGCGCUGGCUUUUGCCUUUUUUAUUUAUGCGCUUUUCAUAAAACACAAUAGCUUUUGUUUAAUAACGCUGCGAUUUAUUUUUUUAAAUAACGACGAGUGCAACAACAUCGGCCUUAAUGAAGCCCACCAAGCAGACAAUUUCAUGGGCUUCGAUUUUCCAAAACUCUUUUUUCGACCGAUUUUUGCAAUUAAUAAUUUGCAUAAAUUUAUGUUCGCUUUAAUAAUCUGUUAACUACGAAAACAAAGCCUGGGCGGAUUGCAUGCAGCCAGGGAAAACUGUGGAAAGUCGGUGCAAAAAGUUUAUCAAUGACUGCACAGGCCCACAAAUAACCAUCGUCCAGCGAUGCAAAUAAACUGCAACACUGUUUAGAGACUGCAAUGCAAACCCCCUUAGUCUCCCUCCCCCUCCCCCCUUUUCCUCCACCCCUUUUCCCAGUGAAAACAAUGUGCAGCAUUGAAAUGAUUAAAACAGCUCCGAAUUGCUGCAGCCACAGCCCAGUUGAGUUCGGUUAUGGCCAGGCCAAAAGCAUCCAGCAAACCAGCAUCGAGAAUCCAGCGGCCACAACAACUGGCUCGAAUCUCUCUUUGUGCAAGAGUGUGUGUAUGUGUGUGUGUGUGCGCCACGUUAAUCUUUGAAAAUCCGAGUGCUGUAUGCGGUAUUAUGCGAAAAUUUAUCUGAUUUAACACCUAAUAUACAAUAACUUAAUAUGCAGUGUGCUCCGGCACUUGCACGAGCGGUGGCGACCCGGGCCUGCAGUCAUCCACCAAAGCCGGGCUCCACCAACCAGACUCCACCCCCCUUUCUCCUCCUUUCCCCUCUUUGGCCAUCCCAUCUGCCAGGCUUUGAUCUCGACCAAAAGCUAGACCAGCCACGGUGGGAUAAUCGAGUGAUUGGGAGCUAUAAAAAUGUGAAAUGUGAAAAAUUAUAAACACUUAGAUGAAUUGAUAAUACUUGGGAUGGAAAUGAUAAAUGAAAAUAUUUCGAAAAUUAAUAAAAAAAGAAGUUUAAAUUUAUAAAAAUGUUAUUAAACUUUCAGCAUUAGAAAACCAUUUUUAUUAAACUAUUAAAAAAGUGAUUUAAAGUUUACUAUAAAUGGGACUUAGUUUGUUAUAAGACUUUUGCUGUUCAAAUUGAGACUAUAGCAGAAAUUUUAUAAAAUUUAAGUACAUUUAUUUAAAACGUUUGACUUCCUUUGGUUAUGACCGAUUUAGAGUUUUAAACCUUUCCUUUUGAAUUUUGUAUCCACUGUAUUCAAGCCGCAACAACAAAAACUGCAAACUGCAAUGCUCAGCGCCCAUUUUGCGCCCAAAAAAGCUCCAACAAUUGCGGCUGGACUUACCCCUCCCUCCCUCCUUCACACACACAUAUAGGCUGGCAAACACAUAUGCACAUUGCAGUGUCCGUGCUGUGUCCUGCCACUCCCCCCGCCCCCUUUUUCCCCUUUGCCCCACACAAUCCGUGUGCGUUUCGAAUGCUGGGUCUCUGGUAUGCGGCGUUUGGAAAAUGUGAAUAUGAACUGCAUAAAUCUUCCAGGGCGGCACUCUUUGCCACUGCGCCUAAACCCCGCUCCUCCUACCCCCUCCCCCUCUCCUCCUCCCCCUUCCCCUGGAAAAGCCCCCUUCUCCAAAACUCUAGAGGCAAGGCUUUACGGCUUUUCGGCUUCGUACUCGCCGUUGACUCGCUCAAAAUGCAAACGGACAAAAAAAUAACAGGCGGCCCGCUGGCGCUGAAGCGAGUCGGUGCUAGAGUCCUAGUCCUUGUGGUACACUGAAAAGAAAAUAUAGUAAAGAAGAGCCCUAAUACUAGAUAAACAUCCAUUAGAUAAGUUGGAAAAAAUAUAUUAUAAAUAUUGAAAGGUAAAACUUCAUAAACUUGAUCUAAACAGGAUCAGUUUUUUGAGGUAGAAAUUUUAGUGAGAUUUUCUUUCUAUUUGCUUUUAUAAGGUUUAAAAUCUGAAACAUAACCUUACUCACUAGUAGUAAAGUCAAAUUACCUUAAAUUGGUUUUUAAUCAUUUUCUAGUACCCACAUUUAUUUCUUGCAGUGCACAGCACACAUAUUCCUGGGCCGGCCGACUAAGAUAUAUGGCUAUAGGUAGUCGGAGCGCAAAUGCGAAUAGAAUGUGGCGGCAUCAAAGUUCAGCUCACUUACUCACCCGGCGAUGAAAAGCGGGAAAGGGGGGAUUUUGGGGGUGCUGAAGGACUUUAGUUUGCUGCAGUUUUAU
This is a messenger RNA of Drosophila ficusphila, 14217 nucleotides long. Its product is annotated as homeotic protein ultrabithorax. The transcript is spliced from 4 exons. The record is from RefSeq and is a predicted model, not a curated record. The coding region runs from base 1005 to 1916 and encodes 303 amino acids. Gene Ontology annotation, biological process: anterior/posterior pattern specification; negative regulation of transcription by RNA polymerase II. Lineage: Eukaryota; Metazoa; Arthropoda; Insecta; Diptera; Drosophilidae. Gene Ontology annotation, cellular component: nucleus. Gene Ontology annotation, molecular function: DNA-binding transcription factor activity, RNA polymerase II-specific; RNA polymerase II cis-regulatory region sequence-specific DNA binding.